This is a messenger RNA of Dendrobium catenatum, 1118 nucleotides long. Its product is annotated as fatty-acid-binding protein 1. The transcript has 4 exons. NCBI's taxonomy places the organism in Eukaryota, Viridiplantae, Streptophyta, Magnoliopsida, Asparagales, Orchidaceae. Bases 42 to 911 code for a protein of 289 amino acids. Gene Ontology annotation, molecular function: intramolecular lyase activity. The record is from RefSeq and is a predicted model, not a curated record.
GCUGUGUCGUCUUCCGCUUCGUACUUUUUUCAAUAGACUACAUGGUUUCUCUCCGCUUUCCUUUCCCCUUUCCUCAACGGCCGGGCCGUCGGUCAGCUCACCUUGCCAAUUCUUCCUCAUUUCACUUCUCGCCGGCCUUCGUGGCCGCCACCGCCGCUACUAUUGCCGGUGCCACCGCCGGAAUCGGGGUUGCCCUUGCUAUGUCGCCCAACUCUUCCAAGGAGAUUGGAGACCCUUCCUACCACAUUCCAUCUAAUUCUGCUGCUUCUCUCUCGGCAUCGAUAGCCCUCGCUGAAUCUUCAGGCACGGCUGUCGAACCCAAGACGGGGGUACUUUUCCCAAGCGUCGUUGACGGCGCCCGUCGCCUACUGGGAAUCGGGUUGCGGAAAAAAAAUGUCUUUGGCCUGAAGAGCAUUGACGUCUAUGCUUUUGGUGUAUAUGCUGAAGUCAAUGAUGUAAAGAAAUUGAGAGAGAAGUAUGGAGCUCUUUCUGAGUCUGAAGUUAGAGGAAGCAAAGAAUUCUUCGCAGAUGUUUUGGAUCAGGACUUAAGGAUGACAGUUAGGCUCCAAAUUGUAUAUGGAAGAUUAACCAUUGGCUCUGUGCGUAGCGCCUUUGAAGAGUCUGUGGGCAACCGGCUUAAAAAGUUUAGUGGUUCAGAUAACAAGGAGCUACUUAAAAGGUUUACAUCACUCUUUAAAGAUGAAUACAAGCUACCCCGUGGCUCUGUUAUUGAUCUGUCAAGAGAACAAGGCUACAUACUUCAAACAAAAAUUAAUGGAAAUGAGGUGGGGAGCAUCCAAAGCAAACUUCUCUGCCAAUCCAUAUUGGAUCUUUAUAUUGGUGAUGACCCUUUUGAUAAAAAGGCAAAAGAAGACAUUGGGGCUGGACUAACAUCUCUUCUUCAAGACUAAACUACUCAUACUGCUAUAAUCCAAUUGGUUCCUCAACCUGUUCUAAAUUGUUCCAUUUUUUACAAUCUUUAUUUACUCGAUUCAUUAAUACUUUUUUUAUGGGUACUUAUUGUUUUAAGCAAAUUUCUUAAACCCUUCACUCCCAUUGUAGAACUUUUGGUUUCAUUAGUUUCAUGUGGUUUGGAAUUUGUUUUCCAUCAUCUUUUA